This is a messenger RNA of Microthlaspi erraticum, 678 nucleotides long. Lineage: Eukaryota; Viridiplantae; Streptophyta; Magnoliopsida; Brassicales; Brassicaceae. The record is from the annotation of a GenBank genome assembly.
AUGGGAAUGAGUCUCGAUUUCGAUGUUGAUCUCGAGAAAGGAGUGGUCGAUUUCGACAGUGUUUAUACAAAAUCGCCGGAGAAGCCAUUGAAACCGGUGUCUUUAGAUAACAAACCGGCAAUAACCGGAGAAGAAACUGUCGGUUCGUUAGUAAACGAUGGAAGUCCGGUUCAAUGUGCGAUCAGUAAACCGGGAUGGGGAAGGAGCGAUCGGAAGGAGAAACGCAAGAAAUCGGCGUCGAAGCCUCCGCGGCCGCCGCGUGGACCGUCGCUGGAUGCGGCGGAUCAGAAACUGAUCAGGGAGAUCGCCGAAUUGGCGAUGCUGAAACGGGCGAGGAUCGAACGUAUGAGAGCUUUGAAGAAAUCGAGAGCGGCGAAAGCUGCGUCUGCGGCUUCUUCUCUCGGCAAUGUCUUCGCCACGCUUCUCACCGCUAUUUUCUUCUUCGUCCUCAUUUUCCAAGGAUUGUCACCGAGAGCAGCCGGGAAUGGCAAACCUCACUUAGUAGACGCCGGAAAAGCCAACGGUGGUUUUGUUUCGGUUCAAUAUGCGGGAAAUCCGUCUGCGAGCGAACCGGAUGGAGGUUAUACCGGACCGGUUUUAGCACAGAGUAUACUAAAACCGGUUUCUGGUUUGGAGAGUGAAAAGAAGAUGAAUAGAGAGUUUCACAGUGAAGCGUAA